Apis laboriosa (Himalayan honeybee) is the source of this 1426-nucleotide messenger RNA. It is a transcript of the gene Tm2, whose product is annotated as tropomyosin-1. Gene Ontology annotation, cellular component: actin filament. NCBI's taxonomy places the organism in Eukaryota, Metazoa, Arthropoda, Insecta, Hymenoptera, Apidae. Gene Ontology annotation, molecular function: actin filament binding. The transcript has 7 exons. Gene Ontology annotation, biological process: actin filament organization; muscle contraction. Bases 270 to 1124 code for a protein of 284 amino acids. The record is from RefSeq and is a predicted model, not a curated record.
AGCUAGCCUGUUCCGAUCGAAAGGUGAGAGAAAUUUUCGAGGAGGCGCGAGCAGAAAAUAAACGUGCAGGGCCCCACCCCCGUAGAACUUUCUGUGGCGGUCCAUUUUUGGGCUCCCCACCUUGGGAGCUUCGCUUCGAUUACCGCGUCCUCGCCGAGGAAGAAGCUUUUCGAAGCACCCUCGGGACACUCGACUCGCGCCACUCUACUCGCUCGGGUUAGCGAACUCGAUAGUUUCUUGAAGGAAGGGAAAAAGGAAAAGCCGCCACCAUGGACGCGAUCAAGAAGAAGAUGCAAGCGAUGAAGCUUGAGAAGGACAACGCGAUGGAUAAAGCCGAUGCCUGCGAGGCGCAGGCGAAGGAGGCGAAUAUGCGCGCGGACAAGGUGAACGAGGAGGUCGGCGAAUUGCAGAAGAAGCUCGCCCAGGUGGAAGGCGAUCUCGAAGCGAACAAACAAAAUUUGGAACAAGCGAACAAGGAUCUCGAGGAGAAGGAGAAAGCUCUGACCAACGCCGAGUCCGAGGUCGCCGCUCUCAACCGAAAAGUGCAACUGAUCGAGGAGGAUCUGGAAAGAUCCGAGGAACGAUUGAACACCGCCACUGCCAAAUUGGCCGAAGCUUCUCAGGCCGCUGAUGAAUCCAGCCGUAUGUGCAAAGUAUUGGAAAAUCGUGCACAGCAGGAUGAAGAGAGGAUGGAUCAGCUGACCAAUCAGCUAAAAGAGGCACGUCUGCUUGCCGAGGACGCUGAUGGAAAAUCGGACGAAGUAUCGCGAAAGCUGGCCUUCGUUGAAGAUGAGUUGGAAGUCGCUGAAGAUCGAGUCAAGUCUGGUGAAGCCAAGAUCAUGGAACUGGAAGAGGAACUGAAAGUCGUCGGUAACAGCUUGAAAUCUCUGGAAGUAUCCGAAGAGAAGGCCAAUCAAAGAGUCGAGGAAUUUAAACGUCAGCUCAAGACCUUGACGGUGAAACUAAAGGAGGCCGAAGCUCGCGCUGAAUUUGCUGAGAAAACUGUCAAGAAACUCCAGAAGGAGGUCGAUAGGCUCGAAGACGAAUUGGGCAUCAACAAGGACAGAUACAAAUCACUCGCCGACGAGAUGGACUCCACAUUCGCCGAAUUGGCAGGAUAUUAAGUUACUUUGUCCUUUUAUGCUUCCUAUAUUAAUUACAUGUCAUGCGUGGGGAUGGAACUAAAAUGUUUCGCAUAAAGGACUCUAAAACACGACCAAUCGUUGCACGACAAAUCAGCGAAAGAGGUAUAGGCUGAGGAUAGAUCGUCGAAAAUCGGAUAUCAUUCGUCUAAUUAUACGACGUUAUCGCGACGAAGAUGGUCAAUGUAUGGAGAUCCGUAAGGAAUUUUACUCUGUUACACUGUUGUACGAAAUAUUACACAAGACCCAAUAAACUGCUGUAAUGUGGUAUGCGUUACUAAUUA